This is a messenger RNA of Chelmon rostratus (copperband butterflyfish), 7151 nucleotides long. RefSeq names its product ubiquitin specific peptidase 54a (gene usp54a). Gene Ontology annotation, biological process: protein deubiquitination. Gene Ontology annotation, molecular function: cysteine-type deubiquitinase activity. Lineage: Eukaryota; Metazoa; Chordata; Actinopteri; Chaetodontiformes; Chaetodontidae. The transcript is spliced from 21 exons. The record is from RefSeq and is a predicted model, not a curated record. Bases 4 to 4668 code for a protein of 1554 amino acids.
GGGAUGCAGGGAAUCUUGACGCCUCGCACCAUGACAUCCAUCGCUCCCAGUAAAGGGCUGAGCAACGAGCCGGGACAGAACAGCUGCUUCCUGAACAGCGCCCUGCAGGUUCUGUGGCACCUCGAUAUCUUUCGCCGCAGUUUCCGUCAGCUGACGACUCAUAAGUGCAUGGAGGACUCGUGCAUUUUCUGCGCUCUGAAGAGUAUCUUCGCUCAGUUUCAGUACAGCAGCGAGAAGGUUUUACCGUCCGACGCUCUGCGCACCGCGCUCGCCAAAACCUUCCAGGACGAGCAGAGGUUUCAGCUGGGCAUCAUGGACGACGCUGCAGAAUGCUUCGAAAACAUCCUGAUGAGGAUUCACUUCCACAUCGCAGACGAGACCAAAGAAGACAUCUGCACCGCCAGACACUGCAUCCCUCACCAGAAGUUCGCCAUGACGCUGUUCGAACAGUGUGUGUGCAGCAGCUGUGGAGCGUCCUCAGACCCCCUGCCCUUCAUUCAGAUGGUCCACUACAUCUCCACCACCUCUCUGUGUAACCAGGCAGUGAAGAUGCUGGAGUCGAGGGAGAAAGCGACUCCUGGCAUGUUUGGGGAGCUGCUGAGAAACGCCAGCAUGGGGGACCUGCGUAACUGUCCCAGUCAGUGUGGUCAGCAGCUCAGGAUGGCUCGUGUCCUCCUCAACAGUCCGGAGAUCAUCACCAUCGGUCUGGUCUGGGACUCGGACCACUCGGACCUGGCCGAGGACGUCAUUCACACUCUGGGAACCUGCCUGCGUCUGGGGGAUCUGUUUUACAGGGUGACGGAGGAGAAGGCCCGUCAGUCGGAGCUCUACCUGGUGGGCAUGGUGUGUUACUACGGGAAGCACUACUCCACCUUCUUCUUCCAGACGAAGAUCCGACGGUGGAUGUACUUUGACGACGCGCACGUCAAGGAGAUCGGUCCCAAGUGGAAGGACGUGGUUUCUCGCUGCAUCAAGGGCCACUACCAGCCGCUCCUGCUGCUGUACGCCGACCCCCGGGGGACGCCGGUGUCGGUGCAGGACCUGCCCUCGCGCUUCGACCUCCGCCACCUCAACAAGGCCUGUUACGACAGCGAAGACUCGGGCCGCGAGCAGUCAAUCUCCAGCGACACUCGCACCGACUCAUCGACGGAGAGCUACUCGUACCGACAGCCCUCCCACUCGCACCAUGAGUCCCUGGCCAGUCACCACUCCUCGGACUCCCAGGGAACCGUCAUCUGCACCGAGCACCCAGACGGACCCCUUCACGCCUCGCUCUGCAGCCUGGAUACCAUAGGCCACGUGACGGACACUGAGCAGCACCAGUCUCUGAGGAAGGGAGGCGGGGCCGGGGAUAGGAGGCGGAGCUCUAGCCGCCACCGGCGAUCUAAACCCGACAACGAAGCCUCGUCGGCCGGUUACCACAGUGAGGGAGAGACGUUAAAGGAGCAGCAGGUUCCUCGUCACCUCCCCAAGCCUUCGUCCUCUUUCACCUCCUCAACCAGUCGACUCCGAGACUUCAAAGAGACCAUGAGUAACAUCAUCCACAGCCGACCCCUCUCCUCCUCUUCCUCCUCCUCAUUGCCGGCUGCCGUCCUCUCUGAGAUCACCUCGUCCGCCAACAACCACCACCACCCUGCCAACACCACCGCUCCCUGCUCCUCCUCCUCUAAAGUCCAGGACUGGGAGGCCGACAGCACCAGCAGCGAGUCUAAGUCCAGCUGCUCGGGGGGGGCAGGGUCAGGGAGGUACCGGCCAGCAUGGAGGCCACGAAGGGAGGCCCUGAACAUUGACAGCAUCUUCAACCGCGAGAGGCGAAGGCAGGCGGGAUACAGCCCGCUCGGAGCCUCCCUGCACGACGACUGCGGGGCUCCGCCCCCCGAGGGAGCAGAUGCCUCCUUCCCAGCACAGGAGGAGCUCAAGUCUGUCAGGCCGGGCUCCUCCUGGACUCUGCCUACCACCUCCAGCAGCCACAGAGGAGGUGGAGUCGGACCGGGAGGUGCAGAGCUGCCUCCUCCUCCUCCACCUCCUCCCCGACUGAUCCAGAGGAUGGAGAGCGGAUACGAGAGCAGCGAGAGGAACAGCAGCAGCCCGGUCAGCCUGGACCUGAACCUGGGUGACAGAGAGUGCGUGGUGAAGAAGACUUCGUGUUCCUCCUCUUCCUCAGGACCGUCAUGGAGGAACAUCCGGUCGAAGAGCAGCGGAGCUUUGCUGCAGGAGCUCAGCUCGUCCAGCAGGGGGAGCCUCAGUAUGACACCGCCCCCCGCAGGCCGCAGCGAGCUGGACGAGCUGCAGGAGGAGGUGCAGAGGAGAGCGAGGGAGGAGGAGCAGCAGCGACGACAGGAGAAGGAGAGGGAGGCGGCACUCGGCUUCAACCCCAGACCCAGCAAGUACCUGGACCUGGACCAGCUGCAGAUCCAGGGUAAAGGUGACAGCUUUGAGAGGUGUGUGUCGGAGGCGGAGCUUCUGCUGGACCAGUCUGUGCGUCUGGAGCAGGCGGGCGAGGUCGCCGCCGCGCUGUCGGCGGUCAACGAAGCAGUCUCCAAACUGCAGCCGUUGGCGGCUGAGGGCGGAGCUAGUAGUCACAGCCGGCUGCAGCGCUGCAUGAGGAGAGCCCGCAGCCUGCAGCAACGCAUGCAACUGCAGCAGCAGCAGCAGCAGGACUCAGAGGCAGGCAGACAGCAACCGCAGCAACCAGAGCAACAACAGCAGGAGGGGCAGCAGUUCCAGGAACAGCCCAGUGAAAAGCCUCUCUCGCUCCAAAUACUUCUGACAGAGAAACAGGCCAACCAAUCAGCUGCCAGUCAGGACCAGCAGACCCCCCCCUGCCUUGUUAAGCCCCUCCCUUCCAAAACACACUCAGUGUCUGACCCCGCCUCCAGCGCCGGAGUUCCUGCAGGGUCACCCAGGGAGGACCGCAGGCCCGGGGGCCCCUGCUCUCGCUUUGGGAAACCCCUCACGAACACCAGGUCUCUCCCUGUCCUGUGCAUGGACACCUGGGAGCAGAGCCCCCCGGGAGAGUUGGCUCCACCCCCUCAACCAGGGACCAAAACGCCCCCACCCAGGCCAUAUUCCCGAACCCCGUCACCUGUUGGCACCAACGACAAGUGUCGUCUGAGGAUGGAGGAGGAGCAAUAUUAUCACAGACACCCACAGACCACACCCCCUGUGUCAAGACUGGCCCCACCCCCUGCCACCCACCCAGCCAGGAACUGGUCCUGCUUACGCCCGGACCAACCCGAUGUUGUCGAUUCUCCUGUUGACCCAGCAAUCAGCUCGCCACUUUACUCGCCCCCCGACUCCCCCUCCAAUGCGCCCCCCUCGCCCGUGAGCCGGCCAGUUCGGACCCCCUCCCCGCCCCCCAGCCAGGACUACAGGACGACCCUGCCUGUGGAGCGCUGGGCAGAAAACGUCAACAGAUACUACGGCUCCCAGAAUGCAACAGGAGGAGGGGGAGCGGCGGCGCUCGACGAGGAGCUGUCGGAGCUGGACUCUCUGUACCAGGCCAGCCUGCUGGCUCCCAGCAUGCACCGGGGCAGCCGUGGAGUCAGUCCUCUGCCAAGCAACAACAAACCAGGUGUGAGGAGAAUGAUGUCAGGAUCAGGACGGUCCAAAACACCGACGGCUGAGAUCGAGAGAUUCGCCUACAGAACGCCGGUCACACCUCUUCAUAAGCCACCGCCAGGCGAGGACGAGAGCUACAGCGCCGAGAACCUGCGACGCAUCGCCCGCAGCCUGAGUGGAACCGUCAUCGGGUCACGACCCCAAAACCUCGGCCCCUCCCACAGCUGCGACCCCUCUGUGUCCAGGCCCCCCCUCAGACACGCCAACUUUCACUCCUCCACCCUCCUCCGUCGCCCCAGCGCCUCCUCUCUGCACCUCCCUUCCUCCCCCUCCUUCACUACAGAUCACUCCUACCUCCACCACCUCCAACACCAACACCACCAGCCCCGACACCUCGGCCCCACAGCUCCCGCACCUCCUCUUCAGCACCCCCCCUUGCAGACGUCACGGCCCCCGAGCUCGGGCCUCUCCUCCUGGGGACACUCAGGACCUGGACCAGGUGCCCAGCAGCAGUUUCUGGUUGUGUCUGACAGGCAUCAAGCUCUCUCAGGUCAAAGCCUCCACAGCGUCGCGCUGAGUUACGGCACUCUGCCCCGGGCUCCUCGCCGCGGCCCGCCUCCCUCCUCCUCCUCUUCCUCCUCCCUCCCCAGGCCCAGAGCCGGCUCCUGUCCUGCCCCCCCGCCGGCUCCGCACGGUCUCUACGCCACCCUGGCCCACCCUCGUCGCUCUGCCAACGGCACCGUCGCUAACGGUCACUACCGGCAACCGUCGCUGCCCAGUAAGGUCAACGGGUCGACCCGCUACGCUCCACACCACCUGCGGGCGUCAGGGGAGGCCCCCCAGCCGCUCCGCCUAGACGUGCCCCCUGAGAGCGACUGGAGACGCGACGCCGACUACAAGACUGUCCAGCCCAGCUCCUCCUGGGACCCCCGCACCGCUCGCCACCACCAGCCCCUCCAGAGGACCAGCUCCUACCAGCCGCCCCCGGCCCGGCCCCGCAGGGACCCCCAGCUCUGCUCACUGUGCCAGCAGCUUCCCGCUGAGCCGUCACGCCCCUACUGCCCGUCCUGCGGCGCUUACGUGGCUCGCUUCCGCCCGGCCAGCUGAUUGGCUGGAGGCGGACGCCACAGCGGACGUGUCGCAUCAUCAUUCUGGAUCAGAUGUUCACGGCGAGGGUCCGGUCAGACCUCCUUAAAAUGUGCCAACACGUCUUCAAAUUCACCACAACAACCGACCAACCUGUAGAUGAAACCACGCCCCCUUCCUGUCAUGACAGCCUCGGCGGGGGCGUUCCCUCCGCCGCUGUCACGGCAACAAAUUGAACUGCCUGCAGUCCACACAGCUAGGACAUAGCAUAUUAGCUAAUUAUUGUCUCUUAACAGAAAGUUCAUCAAAUUCAGGCCCGUCAGGCCCGUGUUAUAUUUGGCGGGUUUCCAUGGGAACGGCGCUUUGAGGCUUUUGUCACACGGAUGUGGGCGUGGUUUCCUGUAUAGUGUGUCGGCUGCGCAGGUGGAGUCGUCGCUCUGAAAUGCAGCUCUUCGAUUGGCCUUGUGGUCUGCGUCAUGUGUUUUCCCGCCCGUCUCGCCUGCUCCCCCUCGCUCCGGACGCCACCACGAGGCCACAACACCGCCGAUCACACGGACGGAUCUCCUGCAAACCGUCUGUGAUCGUCUGCCGGAUUUAAGCACAUUUGGAUUUCCAACGGAGAGAAAUCACCGUGACGCCGAGCGGCGGCGGGACGACGGACCCGCUGCCCGUUAAACUCUGAGAGGAAACUGACUCAUCGAUAACCGACACAGCAGCAGGACGCUCGUCGUCCACCAGGUGUCAGAGUAUCGAUCACCAGGUUUGAGGCUGCUGCUGCUUCGACGGCGUCAGAGAACAAAGAGAGUCUGGACCGAACGUUCGAACACGUCACAUCAUCUAAAGCAGCGAGGAGGAAAACGUUCAGGACUUCAGUCUGAGUCACAAACUGUUGAGAUCAUCUGACUGAAAGUUUCACUGCAGACAGACGAAGAUUAACGGCGCCAGUUUCUUCUUCUGUGAUUCGUUUGGUGACGAGCUGCAGUUCACGUCCUCAUUAACUCACACUCACUUCCUCCCCUGUGGUUCAAAACGUGCCGACUUUUAUUCUGAAAGGUUCCAAACAUGUUCUGUGGCUCAGUGACUUUGAUGAAGACUACGAUGAAUUCACCGGAACAGAUAACGUGUCUGAAUGUUUCCGUCAUCACUGACUAAUCCAGUCGUUUGUGUUCUCAGGAGAUUUUCUCUGAAGCAACAGUCAAAAACACGAAGCUUCAGUUUCUGUCGGAGAAACUAAUUACUGAUGAAGAUAAUUAGCCGCUGAUCGAUUGUUAGAGUCGAUCCGCCGCCUGACACCAGGUGGAGGAGAAGCAGCCAGAUACAGGUAGAGAUACUUCAGGUGAUGACGAACCUGAAUCUAAACAGGAAGUGACGUGACAGGAAGUGGAAAAGCAGCUUUUCUGCUGUUUGAAUAUGAAUCUCUUCUUCUUACUCUAUUUAUUUUUGUAGGCUUGUCAGACUGAGUCGUGCAUAGAUUAACUGAACUACCACCUGCUAACCUGAAUAUACUCUCCUAUAGACCCGAUCUAAUUUUCUAAAGGUAGCUAGUCGCCUCGUUUGGGACGCGGAGCCUCUUAUAUUGUACACGAGGCUGAUUUCUGUCUUUUCGGAGCGCGUUAGAUUAAUAACUAAAGCUUUUAUUUGAACAGAGUUGCAGCUAAUAUUUAGCAUGAUGUUUUCAGACGUAUUCUAGCCUCGAGAGAAUCGCUCGACUUUGCUGUUCGUUUCUCGUAAUGAUGACAUAUGCAGACUUCUUUCUCGUGCUCGUCGCUGGUUUCUUUUGGCGUCGCUCUCAUCGUUCAGGGAGGAGCAUCUCGUUGCGUUCAGGAGCUCAGACCUUCGAUCGGUUUCAGCAGCUCGCAGCCUGAAUGCUGUCUGAUAGCAGACUGAAGGACUCAGAGUCCGUCUGUCCUACUGCCAAGAACCCAGUGGCUCUGUGCUGAAGUGCUGACCCCGCCCACCUGGUGCUCCAGGUGAGGUAAACCAACAAACCCAGGUCUGGUCUGACUCAAACGUUUGUUCUGAAUCCUCUCUCCUCAUCAUUCAAAGAGCUGAGUGUGGAUUGAUCAUUUCGUCCUGAUUGACUGAUUCUCAGCUGUCGCCUCAAAACGUCUCACCUGUUCAGUCCUUUCACAAUAAAAUCCAGACUUCAUUGAGCGCUGAAGUGUGUUUGCUUCCUGCAGAGUUCAGACCAGACCUGAGUUCAGACCAGACCUGAGUUCAGACCAGAUCUGAGUUCAGACCAGACCUGAGUUCAGACCAGACCUGAGUUCAGACCAGAUCUGAGUUCAGACCAGACCUGAGUUCAGACCAGACCUGAGUUCAGACCCCGAUGCAACAGAAAGUGUCAAUAAUUCAGAUGAAGAGAGGUUAUUUUUUCACCAUGUCAAACUUCUUUUGGCUUUUUGCUUUGCCAGAUUUUAUUUUGUUGAUUUUGGUAUAUUUUUGAUGCUUAUUUUUCUACACUGUAGACUUAACAGAGACGAUAAGAUGAUUAAAAUGUUUAA